CUCUCUCUCUCUCUCUCUCUCGCGGGUUGGCUCUCGUGUGGAUCGAUGUCGGAGUCGUGUGCCAUGGAGGACCGUAGGAAGAUCUCUUGGCGGUGUGAUUCUCCGUGCUGAGAGAGGCCAUUGAGAUUCCGAUCAGGGCAGCACAACAAUACACACACACACGUCCUCUGAGCUCGCUCUGACGCAACAGAUUUCAGUGCGGGCUAUAUACGAGGCUCUCUCUCUCUCUCUCCACAGGUAGCUGGCCAGCGCGUCGAGUGCAGUGAAACGAGCCCGAAUUCGAGUCGCACAAACCGUGUACGCACGCAGAGAACUCUGUGUGUGUGUGUGUGUAUGUGUGUAGUUGCUCUCGAUUAACGCUGCGCGGAUCGGGUGUUCCCCUAAUUACGCGAUCUAAUUGAUCGCGGGCCGUGAGAAAGCGGCCCGACUGUUUUAAUCUAUUAAAGUUUCGCCCAAGUGCCCGAGACACUCGUCGGCGCUUAAUUAGACUCGCUAAUUUCCAGCUGCUGUUGUACACAUUCAGGAGUAACCGGGAGCACUCACGGGAUGAAGUACCUGAAGGCGGCGCUGUUUACUUUCAACCUGCUGAUAUGGUUGGCAGGUUGCAUGGUGAUGGUGAUAGGCGCUUGGCUGCUGAUGGACCCGACCAAGGGCCACCUGCUGAACCUGUACGCUGCGGACGCCGCGCCGAGCGAGACCAUCUAUUUCGUGGCCUACGGUCUCCUUGGCCUCGGCCUCACCGUCCUCACCGUCGGAUUCUUCGGCUGUCGGGCUGCGCUUCACGGCAGCCAGUGCAUCCUCGCCAUCUACAUGAGCAUGCUGAUAGCGCUGAUAGUGGCGGAGAUAGUGACGGCGGUGGUCCUCGGCAUAGUGACCUACCGGGUGAUGACGGGCCUGGAGCCGCGGCUGCGCGAACGUCUCUCCGAGCACUACGGCCACGACGACACCAGCAGCGACGUCGACUUUAGCCACAGCCUCGACUACGCCCAGUACAAGUUCAAUUGCUGCGGUAUCUACAACGACACCGACUUUAACGGCACCGCCUGGUGGAGGGACAACCACAUCUCGGCCACGAGGCGACAGGUGCCGCUCACCUGCUGCGUGCUCAAGGAUACCGAGGCGAAAAACACUGGAAGCCCGAUGAGCGUGAUUUCCCGGGUGUUUUACAAAAACAACGAAAAACCCUGGCUGUAUCCCCAGCCGAAGGACGAGUCGGCCUGUCAAUCCCUCGACCCGUCGCUACACACGGGAUUCAGGCAUAAGGAGGGCUGCCUCGGCAAAGUCAGGAGCUGGUUCCAGUACGAGAGCCUCACCCUCAUUCUCUUCGGAUUGGCCGUCGCUGGAGCUCAGGCUUUCGGCAUAAUCACAUCGGCCUUCCUGUGCAAGUCCGUCGGCGACGCUCCCAGCGGAUAACAGAGCCGUCGAGCCAGCCGCGGCAGCGGCGGCACCAGCACUCGCCGCGACUACAACCGCCAGGGCAGCGUCAGGUAGACUAGCUGCCGGCGCACAGCCUCGAGCCAGCGCCACUGAACGAUGAGCCCCUGAUAUACAUGCACUCUGUACAGUCGUCAUUCCGUGUCUAUUGUGUCUUCUCGGCUCUACUACUUGUAACAUAGCGAGCGGUCGCGUCGAGCGUGCACGCGCCACGUUUAUUUAUUUAUUUGUUUUCUUUUGUUCGCUUACUGUCGGUUGCGGUUAUAUUGGCUUUCGAUUUGGCUGUACAAACGAAAUGUGGUCAAUUAAUGCUUAGAAUUCGAAGGAUAACGCGAGAGGACGACAACCGACGCAAAGCCUAUGAGGAGGACUUUUCGAACGAGUCACGAGCUGUUCGCACAAGACUUGUCUGUACAACACUCCAUUAUAUAUUCUAAACUCUGUUGCGGAUCUAACGUCGGAGAAAGUCACAGACGCGCGAGGCUGCGUGGAAAUUCGUCGACACCGCUCUAUACGUUUUCGUUGAGCUUAAGUUAAGUAUAUAAAUAUAUAGCUGGUAUACGUGCGUAAAUGACGUAAUCCAAAAAUAUGAUGUGGUACAUUCGUCUUUUUUUCCUCGACUAAAGGUUUGAGUAAUGAGCCGCAACAUGCCUAUAAAAGUGUAUAGACGUUUUUCUUUAAAAUAUUCAUUCAAAUAGUCGAAGAUUCUAGGUCACCCUCAAAGAUAAGAAGCGCGCUUCAUUUUUGGAUUUCGUCAAAUACACGAUAUAAGACGCUGUGUAUAAAGUUGCGAGAUUAUAUCGGAGUCUCUUAUUGUGUUCAGAGGCGCCGCGUCGCCUCGUAGAUAGCCGUGUAUGAGUGCAAUCUCGCCAAGGGAAUGUUAAUAAUGUCGGUAUAUAUAUAUAUAUA
Molecule: messenger RNA, 2343 nt
Organism: Nasonia vitripennis (jewel wasp)
Lineage: Eukaryota; Metazoa; Arthropoda; Insecta; Hymenoptera; Pteromalidae
Product: tetraspanin-1
Exons: 9
Coding region: 547-1413 (288 amino acids)
Cellular component (GO): membrane
Source: RefSeq, a predicted model, not a curated record